GUUUCUUCCAUAUGCACGCGUGUCAAUCGAUUCUUCACCGAGACUCGUUCUAUUAUGCAAUCGUACUAUAUAAACGCGUGUGUAUUCUGUCUCCAUUAUCAAUUGAUAGCGUAUCGUCUCUCUAAAUGUCGUAAUAUUUACAAAGAAACUGCAUGACAAGCAAAAAACAGGUUUACGAUUCAUAUCACGAAUCGAAAUCGCUUAAUAGCCUCGCGUUUUGGCCACAGUAUCAAACUUAAUAAUCCCCCCGUGAAUAUUAUCUCGCUCAUUUAUUUCCUACCAUUUUCUAAAACUAUUAUCACAUGUUUUCUUCUCCUACGUCCCGUAAACAGUGUUUAUAACGAGGAGGAUGUUGCAAGCCACUCGUGAUGAUUACUGGGCAUUAAAUAUAGAUAGAGUAUUGUAGCCGCUGACACAAGUUAAAUUAAGUGAAUCAUAAUCCUCCGUCGGGGGUCUCGGAAGCCGCAGAAACGAGGAGCGCAAUAGCUGCAAUUCCUAUUAGGUAACCACGCGAACGGUUCGCCGAGUAUUUCUAUGUCCCGUUUCGAUGCACAGUCAUAGUAUAGGCAUCGUACAUAUAACAUUGAACAUUACGAACGACGUCUUGCCACUUUCGUCGUCAUGGAAGGUACCAUAAAUAUAACAACAUCGUAUACGUCCGUCUACGACAGUAAAACCGCGGAGAUUCUCGAAAACAAUUUCUCGAGGAUUAAUGAGGAAUGUUAUUUAGACCACGCAGGAGCAACUUUAUACUCGGACUCGCAGAUAGAAAAUAUUACCGCCGAUUUGCAUAACACGCUUUAUGCGAAUCCGCACUCCGUGGGAACGGCGAGCAAUAUGACUCAGGAUGUCAUAGAACGAACGAGAUAUCUGAUAUUAAAUCAUUUUCACACGUCCUCGGAUGAUUAUACCGUGAUAUUUACAUCCGGCGCGACUGGAUCUUUGAAGAUUGUAGCUGAUACAUUUCUGUUUGCCGAAGAGGCGACAAAUGAUGCACAGACAGGGCAUUUUGUUUAUACACAGGAUAAUCAUACGUCAGUACUUGGUAUGAGAGAGGUCGUUGCUCAAAGAGGAGCAAAAGUGACUUGCUUGAAGCAUGAUGAGGCUUUUGAUAUUUUCAAGUCUCCUAUGACCUCUUUGAGCCCCUCACAACAGGAGGGUAAAAGUAAUUCACUGUUUGUGUACCCUGCACAAUGCAAUUUCUCAGGACUUAAAUAUCCUCUGAAGUGGAUUAAUUAUACGCAUAAUGGGGUUUUGUCAAACAUAACUUCUGACACAUCCACUAAGUGGUAUGUCCUACUUGAUGCUGCUGCCUUUGUACCCACAAAUGACCUUGAUUUGUCUGUUUACAAGCCAGACUUUAUAUGUGUGUCUUUCUAUAAAUUGUUUGGAUAUCCUACUGGAAUUGGUGCAUUAUUAGUAAAGAAUUCAAGUGGGAAUGUAUUACACAAGGUUUAUUACGGUGGUGGCACUGUAGAUGUUUCACUGAGUUCUGAGAUGUUCCAUGUCAAGCGUCAAAACUUGCAUCAAAGGUUUGAAGAUGGCACUGUACCAUAUCUCUCUAUAGCAUCAUUGAGACAUGGUUUAGAUAUAUUGUCAUCUAUUACCAUGCAGAAGAUCUCCAAGCAUGUUUUCUCACUUGCACAAUUUGUACAUAAUUCCUUGUUGACACUUCAUCACAAUAAUGGAAAACCAGUUGUAAAACUUUAUUCUGAUACAACUUAUGAAGACUGUGAUUUGCAGGGAGGUAUUGUCACAUUUAAUCUUAUACGUUCGAGUGGAGAAUAUAUAGGGUAUAUGGAAGUUUUAAAUAUGGCAGCUCUAUUUAAAAUACAUCUUAGAGUAGGGUGUUUCUGUAAUCCUGGUGCAUGUCAAAGACAUUUAGCAUUAUCAAAUAAAGAAGUUCUUCAGAACUAUGAUGAAGGAUAUGUCUGUGGAGGUGCUGCAGACAUAAUAAAUGGCAGACCAACAGGGGCUGUAAGAAUUUCAUUUGGAUAUAUGUCUACAUUUAAUGAUGUACAGACUCUGCUGUUUAUGAUCAAAGAAUGUUUUGUAGAUAAACCAGAAAUAUAUAAAGUUCCAGAGUGGCGGCAGAAUUACAAAACAACUUUACACAAGAAAUAUUUUCAACAAAAUAUCAAUAAACAAUACACAGAUUACAUAAAACACAAUGGUACCAAUGGAGUUACUAGUACAUUACAAAGUAUCAAGGAGUCUGUGAUUCAUUUUAUGAAUAGCAAUCAAUUCUUCAGUCCAAGAGAAGACAGUAGUGCAACUAAAAAGAAAUGCACUUUAGAACAACUAUACAUAUAUCCAAUAAAGUCAUGUGGUGCUUAUAAAGUAACAGGAUCUUGGAAAUUAAACUCUAAAGGUUUACAGUAUGACAGAGAAUGGAUGAUUAUUACAUCUUCUGGUACUUGUUUAACACAAAAGCAUCUUAUCAAUUUGUGUCUGCUAAAGCCAACUAUAUUGACAGAAAAAAGGAUUAUGGAACUAAAUUAUCCAGGAAUGCCUACAAUAAAUGUCCCAUUAGAUAAUACCUUUGCAAAAAGUAUAGAGGGAACUUUAUGUCAAAGUAGAGUUUGUGGGCAUAAAGUAGAAGGCAUAGAUUGUGGUGCAGACAUAUCUGAGUGGUUAAGUUUGGCCCUAGGUUUACCAAAUUUAAGGCUUAUACGGCAAAAUAAUAGUGAGAGUAAAAAAAAAGCACAAGAUAAUAAACCUGAACUAUCAUACUCUAGUCAAGCUCAAUAUCUAUUGAUAAACAAAGCAAGUGUAUCAUGGUUAAGUAACAAAGUAGUUGAUACAGAAGUUCAAAAAAGCACAAUUAUACAUAGGUUUAGAGGAAAUAUGAUUGUAAGUGGCUGUGAAGCUUUUGAAGAAAUUCAAUGGAAACAUGUAUCCAUUGGACAAAAUAAUUUUAUGGUAAUGGGACCUUGUACUCGGUGUCAGAUGAUAUGUAUUGAUCAAAUGACUGGUACAAAAACUAUAGAACCAUUACGUACACUUGCUGAACAAUUUCAUGGAAAAUUAAGGUUUGGUAUUUAUUUGACCAAAGAAUCUCAAGAAGAUGGAAUCGUUACUAUUGGGGACAUUGUUUCUAUUUCAUGAUGUUCUAUAUGAUUCAAGAAUAUAGUACUUUCCUCAUAACAUGUCAUAUGUAUGUCAUAGUACACUAGUAGCGCAAUUUAUCCCAUGCACAUAAACCAUUCAUUAUUGUAUUUUCACCAUUUUCUAUCCUUUUUGUACUUAUUUAGGAACUUAAGAUUUAAGGUUGUGGUAACACUGGACGCGGUACUAAAAUGUACUAUACUAUGUGACAUGUAUUUCAUUUUAGAUGGAAUUAGUAUAAAGUAGAAUUUUAGAAGUAAAUUCUAGUUAUCUAAGAAGUACAAAUAUUGUAAAAGGCUUUUGUAAAUAUAAGAUAUAUCAAAAGACCGGAGAUUUCUUUACAUUUUCACCAUUAGUU
Nomia melanderi (Alkali bee) is the source of this 3466-nucleotide messenger RNA. It is a transcript of the gene mal, whose product is annotated as molybdenum cofactor sulfurase. Gene Ontology annotation, biological process: Mo-molybdopterin cofactor biosynthetic process. The record is from RefSeq and is a predicted model, not a curated record. Gene Ontology annotation, molecular function: molybdenum cofactor sulfurtransferase activity; pyridoxal phosphate binding; molybdenum ion binding. Lineage: Eukaryota; Metazoa; Arthropoda; Insecta; Hymenoptera; Halictidae.